Molecule: messenger RNA, 1008 nt
Organism: Vigna angularis (adzuki bean)
Lineage: Eukaryota; Viridiplantae; Streptophyta; Magnoliopsida; Fabales; Fabaceae
Exons: 1
Coding region: 1-1008 (335 amino acids)
Source: RefSeq, a predicted model, not a curated record
AUGCCUUCAUAUGCUAAAUUUCUGAAGGAACUCCUCACUAAGAAAAGGAAAUACAUUGAAGAGAAAAUCAUUGAAGUACAAGGAAACUGCAAUGCUAUCAUACAAAAGCUUUUACCUCCCAAGUUAAAAGAUCCAAGAAGCUUCACCAUUCCUUGCACUAUAGGAAAUAUCUCUGUUGGAAGGGCAUUAAUUGAUUUGGGAGCCAGUAUCAAUCUGAUGUCGCUCUCUAUGUUUAAGAAGAUUGAAGGUUUGGAACUCAAGCCUACUCGGAUGACUCUUCAACUAGCAAAUAGAUCUUUGAAUUAUCCUUAUGGAGUAGUUGAAGACGUGCUUGUGAAGGUAGACAAGUUUCUAUUUCCUGUGGACUUUGUUAUCAUUGAGAUGGAGGAGGAUGUAAAUGUGCCUCUCAUUCUUAGGAGACCGUUUAUGAAGACUGCAAGAGUCUUAAUUGAUGUGGAGAAUGGCAAGCUUAAAGUAAGAGUCCAAGAUGAAGAAGUGAACUUUGAUGUGUUUGAAGCUAUGUCAUAUCCCAAGGAUGAUAAAGCAUGUUUCCAGUUUGAUACACUUGACGAAGUUUGUAUGGUGCAAGAGAAGAUGGUAAGUUGUUCUUUGCCUUUAGAGAAGAUGCUCAUUGAUGCAUGCGAAGAUUUGAAUGAAGAGGAAGAAGAGUUAAUUGGUGAGUGCUUGAAUGACCUGGAGGUGUUAAAAGAACUUCCAUUGCAUGAGGCAAAUUUUGAGAAGAUUAAUGCUAAGGAAGACGUCAAGGAAAAGAAACUGGAGUUGAAUGUAUUACCAUCACAUUUAAAGUAUGUUUUCUUAGAAGAAGGUGGGAAGAAACCGGUCAUCAUUAGUAAUUCUUUAUCUCUCAUAGAAGAAGAAAAGUUGGUAGAAGUAUUGAAAGCCAACAAAGGAGCUAUUGGAUGGUUAAUUACAUAUCUCAAAGAUAUAAGCCCAACAUAUUGCAUGCACAAAAUAUUUAUGGAAGAUGAUUAUAGACCUGUUGCUUAA